Cheilinus undulatus (humphead wrasse) is the source of this 4228-nucleotide messenger RNA. RefSeq names its product arylacetamide deacetylase (gene aadac). The record is from RefSeq and is a predicted model, not a curated record. Bases 219 to 1454 code for a protein of 411 amino acids. The transcript has 5 exons. Gene Ontology annotation, cellular component: membrane. Gene Ontology annotation, molecular function: carboxylic ester hydrolase activity. Lineage: Eukaryota; Metazoa; Chordata; Actinopteri; Labriformes; Labridae.
CAUGCAUAACGAAACGCGCACGAGCAGCGAGGAAAAGCCCCGAACAUGCACGCCGAUAACCAUCAAAUGACACCAAACACGUGCUGUCAUAUUUAGCUGGUCCGGAUCCAAAAUUAAUUCAGAGCUUUGUCGCGCGUUAGAGUUCCUGUUUGACAGGUACGACUUACAGCCUGUCCGUGUUUGCACCCUGUCAAACUUCUGGGGACGCACUUUGUAAAAUGAGGUUGGGAAAUAUUAUUUUUUUCGUCGCUGUGUGCUCUUUUACCGCGUAUUAUAUUUAUGAGCCCAUUCCUGAGGAGAUAGAGGAGAGAUGGAAACUCAUGUUGACCAACUCUUUCUUCAGAAGUGUCAGCCACCUGGCAGACCUGAGUGAGUUCCUGGGGCUUAAGGACUACAUGGGGGUGAUGUACUUCAUUACGCUGAUUGAAAAUGUAGCACCCGUGUCUGAUGAACACGUCAAAGUGACCGUUGAAACAUUUGAUGGAGUGGAGGUGUUGGUGUACCAGUCGAAGCAGUGGGGCAGUGACGCUGAGCUCAGAAGAGCCAUUAUAUACCUGCACGGUGGAGGGUGGUGUCUAGGGAGUUCCCGAAUGAGUCCGUAUGAUCUCCUGGCUAGAACAAUGGUUACUGAGCUAGAUGCAGUGGUUCUCUCUGUAGAAUACAGACUAGCACCUCCUCACCAUUUUCCUGUCCCCUACGAGGAUGUGUACCGUGUGGUCAAACACUUUCUCCAGAAGAGGGUGCUGGUCCAAUACUCUGUGGACCCAGGACGCAUUGCUGUGUCUGGGGAUAGUGCUGGGGGCAACCUAGCAGCUGCCGUGACACAACAGUUACAAAAAGAGCCUGGGCAGCAGGUGAUGUUGAAGGCACAAGCACUUAUCUACCCUGUACUGCAGGCACUGGAUCUUAACACACCUUCCUAUCAGCAGAAUCAACACAUGCCUAUUCUGCCACGCACCCUCAUGGUGCGCUUCUGGAGUGAGUAUUUUACCAGCGACAAAGCCUUUUUCAGAGCCAUGAUGGAUAACACUCACAACAACCCAGUGUCUUCCAAUCUGCUGAAGUUUGUCAACUGGAGCGCCUUUCUACCAGAAGCCUAUCAUGGAAAGUACAACUACAGUGCUCCCGCUGUGUUGCAGGGAGUCAGGGAGGAUGCUGGGAUGGACGGACCGUCUCGAUCCCUAGCUGACCCCAGGGCGUCACCCCUGCUGGUUCCAGACAAGGACUUACACUCUCUGCCUAAGACCUACAUUCUGACAUGUGAAUAUGAUGUUCUACGAGAUGAUGGGAUCAUGUAUGUCACACGGCUCCGUGCUGCUGGUGUAGAGGUGACACAUGAACACUAUGACAAAGGAUUUCAUGGAGGGCUAAUGUUCACUGUGUGGCCAACCGACUUCAUGAUUGCACGCCUCAUGACGGACAAUUAUAUCAAAUGGCUCAAGGAAAACUUGUAAGAGCUCUCUAUGAUCAAUAUCCAUUCCAUUUUUUCCAAAUAAUGCACCAUUAAUCAGCCAUUUUUUCCAACUAUUUUUGUGUUACUUUGUUUCUCAUAUGUAGAGACUGGUAUUCCCUUACCCCCCGUAGGCACAUUCAAUAACAGAGAAACCAAAUUUUAAAGUAUCGAUCAGAUAAUCUGAAAAUAGAUGUUUAAUACAGUACCAUCUGCCAAGUUGAUGCUCAAGUGUAAUAAUGUAAUGUUUUUAAUAAUGUUUUUUAUCCAAGCUAAUGAAACUACACAGAUCUUAGUGUAACUGUUGAACAUCACAAAAGUUUUUUUUGUGGAUAUUGGCAGCUGCUAAUUGUUAUUUCCCACCAAAGAACCUGCUUGUCAAUUUGAUGCCCUGUUUACACGACACCUUUUCAGGUGAAAACCGAGACUUUUGUAGCGUUUUGGCUGUCCGUUUACACUAGAACGGCGUUUUGGCACCUGAAAAUGGAACAAUUUGGGAACGGACUGCAGAGUGAAAGUUUUUCAAAACGCCCCCGUCUCCAUCUCUGUGUAAACAGGGAAAACAACACUUUCUGAAAACGCGCACUACACAGUCAGCUGUCAAGCGUAAGUGUUGCGGCACUCUGAAGCGAGCCGUGGCAGCUUGAGUCUGUUGUAUUUUACUUUGAUUCAGCUUGUCAUGUCACAGACAGCUGGGUUUAGGAAAGGGGACACAUUAUUCUUGUUUAGAGGGCUAUCAGUGCCAGUUUCUUUAGAUAAAGUCAUGCUAUUAAUAUUGGAAAUGAUUACUUUGACCUUUUUUAUCGAUCAUCAUCGCUGCCAUCAUUAUCGUAGUGGGCAGAGAAAUUUCACGGCUCAUAUUAACACAAAAAAUGCUUCGCUAGAUCAGUCUUGUUAUAAUGUAGAUAUCCGCUGAGAAUAAUUAAUUCCCCACGGACAAAUUCAGCUCCUACAGCCUGUAACUUCUGGUGGAAUUUCUCAUAAAGCGUGGCGCUGCUCAUGAGCGCACCUGAAGCCUUUUUCUAGAAUGAUAAUUUUCCUAUAUAUCUGCUUCUUGGAAAUGAUUUAGACUUUAUCUUUUUUCUUUAAGUUUUAAUAACUAACUUCAGCCUGUAGACUCCUCUGUCUGCUCCUCCACCGGCUACAUAUAAUGCACAGCUGAUGGAGGAGACAGGAUUAAAGCUUCCAUGUUAAGGUUAAAAAAGAUAGUUAAUCACUUCCAAGAAGCAGAUUAAAUUGAAAAAGGGGAAGUAGAAAUAUUGUUCGAAAAAGGCUAUCAUUCUUUUGCUGCACUAAAAGCAGGAAGCGCUGCACUUUCAGAGAAAAUCCACAAGAAAUCAAAGGCUUCAGGAGAAAAAUGUGUCCCUGGAAAAUCAGUCUCAACAGGAUUUCGUUAUAGUAAGUCUGGUCUUGCAAUGCAUUUUUGUGUUUAUAUGUGCCAUAACAUUUCGCUGCCACACUAGGAUGGUGAUGAGGAGGAGGAUUUAGUGAUGAAUUACUCUCACGCACACGUGUAUGAUAAAAAUGUUACAUAUUCUCAAAAACACAUGAAAACACUGUCCUUGUGGUAGAGACAGUUUUAUUGUGCAGUAAAUCACCUUACUACAGCGUUUUUCUUUUUCCUGCGUUCUCGUGUAGACAGAGAUUGUUUUCAAAACGUUGCCGUGUAAAUGUGAAACUUCUUGGAAACGAAAACGGAAAACGAACAAAACGUUGUCGUGUAAACAAGGCAUGUGUCUCCAUAAUCUGGCCACAAAAUUGAGACCCAUCUGGGGUUUGAAGAGUUAACAGCUGAAGUCUGUCAAUGCUGGAAAUGCUUUCCAGAGCAGAUAUUAGAAUCAGUUUGGCCAAAGUUAACAUUUAUCCCUGCCAAUAGCGGCACAACAGUGCUUGAGUUGUUUAAAAACCCCAAAACUCUAGAGUAUGUAAUAUUUCAUCAAAGAUUGUCAGAUCCUAUUCUGUUAAAGUAAACAUCCACAAAAACAGGACUGACCCUAACCCAACAUGACACAACAUGUUUAUUUUGGCUGCCAGGGUUAUUCUCACUGGAACGGAAAAUUAAUUGAUUAAUAUUGACAAUUAUCCUUACUAUCACAUAUCUUCAUGUAGUCUUAUUUUGACUGUUUCAGAUGGGUGUUCGAUGAUAGAUUCUUUGGCUUUGAAAUUGUUUCACAUCAGGGCUACACAUGAUGGAAACGUAUCAACCACAUUCCAGUGAGCAUGAUGGUAUAUUAAUGAACAAAGACAAUUUUGUGACGAUAUACCUCCAAACAUCAUUUGCAUCAUAUCAUCGAAGAGAGGUAUAUCUUCAUCAAACUGUUAGUCCCUGAACUUCUGGGAGCAGCUUUUAGGGGGAAUGAGACUGCAAUCAGUGUUCUUGGAGACCAAUGAUCAUAAAAUGUCAAAUAAAACGAUUCUCUUGACUCUCAGAUUUAUCUUAUCACUCAUCAUUCAUAUUUCAUAUAUGUUUACUUAUCACUAUGACUCACUACACAUGAAACUGCUCGUAUAAAGAUAACAGGAAAACAAAGGGUACCAAAAAUCAUCCAUGCUAUAAAUGUCCCUGUCUGUCCUUAGUGUCUCACUGUUCUUUAUACUCUAUAGACUAAGAUCACUCGUGUUGGUCAGUUGUAAAAUAGAAAGUCUUAGUUGUAUUAAUGGCAUUUUAAUUUGUUGCAGGAUUUUUUUUAAUAACCAUUUGUUUUACUAUUUCCUUAUUUUUACAAACAAAAUACACACUAUGUAAUUUUUCAAAAACUGACAGCUUUAAAGGUUUUA